AUGGAGGAAUCUGGUGGAGGAUGUGUGCCCUCGGACGCAGAUUUUGCUGCGGAAUACGAUGUACAGGAGAUACUCGGAGAGCAGUUCACACGCGGGCUCGAAUUUUUGGAACUUAAGGCGAUUGAAAUAGACAGGUGUCACACUCAAACUGCACUGAAGCUCACGGAGGCGACCAGGAAGGUCAUGCUUCCAGGAAACCUGCAAUAUGUGCGAAUGUGCAAGGCGAUCGACCAACAGCGCCUGUUGCUCAUAUACGGAAGAGAUUCCGAGGUGCCUUUUCGCUCUGAAUUCGAGAGCCAAGGCAUACAAAUAUAUGGUGAACGCACAGUAAAGGUGCCGCGCUACUCCCCAAGCACCUUAGAACAGUAUCACCAGUGGUCUAAGCAUUGGCCCCUCAAGUACCUGAAACCAAGCGUGACCCCCGUCAAGAUCACCAAGUCACUGAAAGACAAGAUUCUGAGCAUGAUUGAAGCCACUCUGAUAGAGUCACGCAACAAUCAAGACAAAGCCGUAUGCAUCAUCACGCACAACGAUCGCAUUAUCGCAAAGGCAGUUGACGAACGAGAUACCAACAUACUCAACCAUGCAGCGCUUCUGGCUGUUAGAAAGGUGGCUCAACUGCAGAAGAAUGACCCGAAACGCAUGUCUAACGCCAAGAGAAGGUUCACGGGGUCACACAAUGGAAGCGGUAACGCAGAGGCAUCAGUGGCAGAGGAGCCUACGGAUGAUGUCGAGAUUCCGGAUUACCUGUGCACACAAUGUGAAGUUUAUAUGAGCCACGAGCCGUGCUUCGUAUACGCGACGGGCGACAAGUUGAAGCUUAAAUUUCCACAGCUGUUCGUCACCUGGGAGAUUCUCGAUUACGACGCACCUGCAGCUCUUCAGGUCGAGUUCCUCGACGGUAGGAAAAGGAGGAUAAAAGCAAUAACCCAAAGAUUGACAAUGGCGGAAGCGAAUGAAGAGAGCGCUAACGACAACGUAUCGCAAACUACCCCCGUAGUCCCGCCACUUGAAGCAGAGGGCGCCAGCGUGGCGGUAGGGCACCAGGAAAUUGACCUCACCACACUCAACGAACCUGAGCCUGAAAGCGAGAGAAAUGAGAGUGAGCCGGUAACAACCGAAUUGCCCAAUCAGGGAUCCAGGUAUUUUAACACUCACAUUGCAGUAUUAUACGAUGCAUUCUCGAACUUCAAGGACAGGGCAUCCAACAGAUUCAAAGAACGGGUUAUGACCUUUAUGCGCCAUGAAAAUAUUAUUAAUGCCACCACGAAUGCAAACAGCUCGUCCGAGACCAGAAGGGAUGUGGAGGGCGGAGAAGUGAGAAGGGCUUCGGAUGUCACGUACGACUCACUUAUAUUCAAAAUUACCGUGGUACUCGGCUUUGUGCUCCAGUUUCCAGUAUUGUGGAUUGCGGGGAGCUUCCUGUUCAUCGCAACGAGUAACCUCAAGGCUAGCACCAUAAAGUGGGGAUGCGUCAACAUCUUUCUCUCCAUCAUCUCAAUUAUGUACAUGGUGCAACAGUGGCAACUGCGGUCAUCCAAGUACAUGUACAGUGUCGCCGAAGAAACCAUCAUAUUCGAAUCCAACAGAAUGCCCCAACGGUGGGAAUCCUCAAUAGCCGAAAAGGAUCACCUACGUCUGUUGAAAGAAUUCCAUGCCUUAAAAGACCAGGGCGGAUACAGCUCCGUUAAACUGGGGGACGAUAAAAACUUGGUCAAUCCGGAUAAUGCGAAGGACAGCCACAGUAUCUAUAUCGCCACUGGACUGGAAGUGGACGUCAACGGUUGGAUACAGUUCGGUGCCAUCCUGUCGAAUGAUUCCAAAUCGCCCCGAUCAGAGGGGUUACUUAUGAGGAUCGGAGCACCCGGCAAAUACCCGGUAGCAUUUCAACCUUACGAUACCCCAAUAUUCGAUAUUGGAUUGAAGUGCACCAAUGCGAAGGGCAAGGUUGUUUGGAUCGGUGCGAACGCGUCGAAGGCAAACAAAAAGGGAAUAGAAUCAGAUGUGUUUUACCUAAACGGGACUCACUCGUGCUUACUUGCAUACACCAUAACAGGAUCACGCCCUCUGGUGCAUAAAGCCUAUAUAAAAACGCUCUAA
This is a messenger RNA of Babesia ovata, 2100 nucleotides long. RefSeq names its product conserved plasmodium. Gene Ontology annotation, molecular function: catalytic activity. The record is from RefSeq and is a predicted model, not a curated record. NCBI's taxonomy places the organism in Eukaryota, Apicomplexa, Aconoidasida, Piroplasmida, Babesiidae. The transcript has 9 exons. The coding region runs from base 1 to 2100 and encodes 699 amino acids.